CAAGUAAUCAGAAGAGCACGUAUUUAAGUCGUGGAAAUAAUUUUUUCGCAAAAGCAAGAUAAGCUUACGUACAAUAGUGGGAACUUUUCUUUUAACUCCUUUAGUUUCUUGUUCUCCUUUCUCUCGGACGAAUAACCGGUAAAGUUACUAACAGGUGAUUCUCAUGUAACGAAAGCUUUAGUGCAGGGAAAUUGAAUAAUUUUACAUGCCGGUAAUGGGUAUUUUUGCCGGAGAAUCAUCAUUGUCGUAUUCAGGGAAGCUGAAGAAAGUAGCUAAAAGGAUUCUUGUUCAGACAUGUAACUCAUUCUUUUGUGGAUAUCAAAACUCUCCUCCUUCUUCUGUUCCUAACAACAACAACAACAACACCUCUGAGUUUCCAUAUCAGGCGAAUAAUCUCGAGGUGUUGAACCAUACUACUGUAAUUAAAACCUCACGAUUAGAUUCGACCACUAACACACCUUCUAACAAGAACUUUUGUCCGAUAUGUCUGGAUCCGUUGAGCUACAGCUGCGAUAGCAGUCCAGGACAGGCUAUAUUCACAGCUCAAUGCUCUCAUGCUUUCCAUUUUGCUUGUAUAUCAUCCAACAUCCGCCACGGCAAUGUUACUUGUCCUGUUUGCCGUGCACAUUGGACUCAGUUACCUCGGACGUUGAAGCUUCAUUAUACUCCUCACAGUAAUCAAGCUGAUCCCAUUCUCCAGAUUCUUGAUGAAUCAAUUGCUACUUCUCGGGUACAUAGGCGUUCCUUUUUACGCUCUGCUCGUUAUGAUGAUGAUGAUCCUGUCGAGCCUGACCGCACAUCAGAUAUUCACCGUUUGCAUCUGUCUUUAUCACCUGACCCUCACAGUACCUCCGUGUUUGAUCCUUGCCUGAAUCAAAAGUCCGGCUUUAGCUCAUGCCCUUACCCUCAGCAUUGUCUAUGUAGUUCUUCUUUAGAAUCUUCACAGACAGCAGCACGGCAUUUUGUAGAAACUACGCAGUCCCCCGUUGUUAGCAGCUCGUCUAGGAGUGCUUAUCUUUGCUUAAAAUUGGCACAUCAGCCAGCCACCGACUUAAUCUUAGUGGCAAGCCCAAAUGGACCUCACCUUAGGCUUAUGAAACAAGCCAUGGCGUUUGUGGUAUUUUCAUUGCGGCCUAUAGACCGGUUGGCUAUUGUUACCUACUCUUCUGCCGCAGCACGGAUCUUCCCGCUCAAGUGUAUGACCUCUUAUGGGAAGCGCACGGCACUUCAAGUGAUUGAUCGACUGUUCUAUAUGGGCCAAGCUGAUCCAGCAGAAGGACUCAAGAAAGGAGUAAAGAUACUACGAGAGCGGUCCCACCAAAAUACUCAUUCAUUUAUUCUGCAUCUUUCCGACAAUCCAACAAGAUCCUUCCACGGGUUUCACUUGGAACUUCCGAUCACAAUCCAUAAGUUCCAUGUCGGAUUUGGAUUUGGCACUUCAAAUGGAUUCGUAAUGCACGAAUUCGAGAGAUUUCUUGCUAAGAUACUAUGUGGUGCAGUUAGAGAUAUUGCAUUGAGGAUCGGAGAGGAUACAAGGAUCGUGAGGCUUGGAGAAUUGCGAGGGGGUGAGGAGAGGAGAAUUCCAUUACUUUUGGAAGAAAUGGACAAAGUACGCGUGGUAUAUACCUACAUUGAUUGCAUGAUGGACGACACUAUUAAAACAGGUGAAGUUGUAGUCGGCAUUGGCGAUAGGAAAGAAAUGACAGAUGAUGUUGACGUUGUUGAGAGCACCGGUGGAAGGAGUAGUAGCGUUGAGGGCUGGGAGUAUCAUGAUCCCUUCAUGGCUAGACGAUGGGCUAAGCGUUUACACGGCUAUCGGAUAUGAUGCUCUUGGCAUUGCUUCUUGACACUGAUAUCUGAGAUGAUCUCUAUUAAAUGAACAAACAUUUUUUCUAAGAAUUUGCAUUAUAGGUGUAAAAGGGCAGCCCGGUGCACUAAAGCUACCGCUAUGCACGGUGUCUGGGGAAGGGCCUCACCACAAAGGUGUAUUGUACGCAGCCUUACCUUGCAUUUCUGCCAGAGGCUGUUUCCGAAAUUUGCAUUAUAGGUGUGAUGUUGAAGAAAUUUGCAUUAUAGGUGUGAUGUUGAAAAUACAUGAAGAUAGUUUCUUGUAUAUCUAUGUUCCCAAUUUUUUGUAUUAAAGAAUCUAAUACUAUUAUUGAAUGAGAUGUUAUGAAGUGUUUAA
Capsicum annuum is the source of this 2185-nucleotide messenger RNA. Its product is annotated as E3 ubiquitin-protein ligase WAV3. NCBI's taxonomy places the organism in Eukaryota, Viridiplantae, Streptophyta, Magnoliopsida, Solanales, Solanaceae. The record is from RefSeq and is a predicted model, not a curated record. The transcript is spliced from 4 exons. Gene Ontology annotation, molecular function: metal ion binding. Bases 206 to 1825 code for a protein of 539 amino acids.